Blastomyces dermatitidis ER-3 is the source of this 2582-nucleotide messenger RNA. RefSeq lists its product as uncharacterized. The transcript has a single exon. The coding region runs from base 1 to 2265 and encodes 754 amino acids. NCBI's taxonomy places the organism in Eukaryota, Fungi, Ascomycota, Eurotiomycetes, Onygenales, Ajellomycetaceae. The record is from RefSeq and is a predicted model, not a curated record.
AUGAACUGGACGGGGGGCCGCCUGCAACGCCACUCUUAUAAAAGUCAUAGAUCCCUAAAGGUUACCCAGAAACAGUACUUUGCAAAAGCAAGACUGAAAGCUCAGAAAAGUCUCCACCAAGGACCGUCUUCAUCUUCUGCUAGAUCUUCGUGGUCCCAAAAUCUGCCUACUACGCAGUUAUCCCAUCAGCAAACACGAAAAAAAACCGACAGCCACGAGGAAUGUGAGAGACGAGUUAACCAAACCAUCCCAUCAGAUCGGUCCAGUAAACGGAGUCUUGAAACCGGAGAGUCGCAAUACUUUGAAGAGCUCCGACGAAAACUGCUCAAAAGACAAGAUUGGGCCAGCUUAUCUAUCGCUCGCCCACUAAGAACAAGCACAUUUCCCAGAAGGGAUCGACAUACAAUAAAUAUAGCAAAAAGACAACAUCGCCGCCCGCAAAAGAUGAAGGACAGGAUAACCUUCCACGAAGAUUACGUGGAUGCAGACAUCGCCAUAGGCGAAGUGAUAGAUCUGCCCAGGGGCUAUAUAGACCAAAAUGGCCUAGAUGCGGUUCUCCCUGGUUUUCCCAAUAUGAAAAGGGGUGACAUCUAUGAUGAAAUGCGCCAAAGUCCUUCAACUAUUGGAAGUAAUAGCCCUAGCGACCUAGAAUAUCUACGCCUAGAAGAAGGAUUCGAAACGGACCUGGAGACAACAAGAAUGGCUAACUCACGCAACAUCGACCCUGGGGAAAGGAGCUAUCGCGCUAACGUCUUGUGGGAAAUCCCAGAUCACAGAGAGGGCCCGGAAGCGGAAAGUUCAGCUGUGUUUGGGGAGGGGGCGAGUAAGUGGUUUUCAUCGUCAAAUUGCCGAAACCGGAAUUCUUCUAUUCCACCCAGGUCUAUGGAUAUCCAGCAUCACAAUACGACCCUAGAUAGCCCUAAUGACGAACUACAACCCGAUUAUUGGUCUGUCGCUGGAAGCGAAUCGCCCAACCCUAGCCAAGACCAGUCAGAAUCUAUGUUGCUCGAUAUCGAAGAGAUGGAUGGCUUCAUGUCCUCUGGGAUGGACUUGAGGAAUAAUGACAUAUCGAAUCGCCCAGGCACCACUCAUUCAAAUGGCAAUAAAGAUGAAAAGCGCUAUGGAGGUGAGCAUCGGAGUCCACUGGUGUUGAAUAACCAAAGAGAGUCGGUCACUCUUACUCGAUCGACCGCAAAUCGGUCUCCUUCCACGAUGGUGUCACCGAGAAACCUAAACAUCGCGGAAGGAGUAGCCCUUCGGCCUCAGAGAUAUCCAGGAGAAGGAUCAGCGGGUGCUGUGAAUAGAGUGAAUCCAGCACCCACGUCAACAAACGAUCCUCCACUGCCACCGGCAGCGAUGCAAGCGAUGUAUUACAUGCAUCCUGAGAGGUUCCCUGACAAUAGUCUAAGAUAUUUGGUUCCCAAUCCCUACGCUGCACAUGAAUUGCCCACCGGGCCUAAUGCGAGUAGUACAUCUGAUCCGGAUAUCUCCGACGAUCAGCCAGUGCUCGGGUUCAGGAGGAGGGAGACGAGAUCUAUUGUCAGCCAUUCGGCGAUGGAGCAAAAUAUGUCCGCUAGCUUAGAACUGCAGGAUUACUCGUCGUCGCCGUAUAGAGGUAAGAGUAUCGAGCAGCAUCCGUCAACUCAAGCGGAGAUUCACGACCAAGAACAAUGUUAUCCGAGGCAGCAGGAAACCCUGGACGUAGACAAUGUAGCAAGGCCGGAAAUCCCUGUUCCAACUUCUGAAGCGAUUGAUAACAUUAAUGCCCUGGCUGGCCUCGAUGAUGGAGGAGAUCAUUUAUGGAAAUCUUUCAUGGUUUGGCCAACCAGUCAAGAACCGAGCAACCAUUAUACACUUUUGCCCCCAGUACGUGUGGAGGGCAGCGACUUAGAUGCUGCUGACGGGCCGGCCUACCCAAAUAGUUUGACGGAGCCUAAUAAUGAGAGCAACGAAGCCGUCUCUCAUGUAGAAGGUACAGAGGCAAUGACUGUGUGCGAUUCAGCCGAUCUGAGCGAAGCGAGAGGAUCCGAUUCAUUGGGAUGUGAAAUUUCGUCGCAAAAUGCCGUGGUUAGUACCACUCACGACAGUUCUGUAUCUGCACAAGAUACCAAUGUUUCUGAAUUCAACGGCACCCUCAAUGAAACUCCCAUAUUCCAAGAAACCGAUAAAGACGAUGCCAUCAGCGACGUCCAGCCUGCGGAAACUGAGGGUAUUCGAACGGCAAAUCAUCGUUUCAUGUGGAGCAACCAACGACAACAUCAAUAGCGCGUAUUCCCAGGAGACGAUUGAUUGAUAAAUUAAUGGAUUAGGAAUGGUGAGUAUGAAUAUCGUUCUCUUCUGAAGUCAUAUAUCAAGCGAUCAAGGUAGAUUUAAGGUCAGGCUAUCAACAUAUAUAUAUCUUAGUAAGGAGGAAACGAAGCUGCUAAUCAUGUAUUUCUUCUUUUUUUCUUUUUAUGUUUCUAUGUUUCUUUUUAAUUUUUUUUGAACGGAACAAGCUUGCUUAAAUAUUUAAUCGGCGCCUGAUAACUAACUAAUUAAGUUAAACAAUGGAAUUCCUUGUGGUAGAGCGCGAAGUAUUUAGU